Arachis ipaensis is the source of this 1235-nucleotide messenger RNA. The record is from RefSeq and is a predicted model, not a curated record. Lineage: Eukaryota; Viridiplantae; Streptophyta; Magnoliopsida; Fabales; Fabaceae.
GCUGUACCCUCGCUGCUGACAGAGGAGAGAGGAGAUCUGAGAGAGAAGGAGAGUGCCGCGAGGGGAGCCGCCGCGCCGCUCAGGACCGCCGUCGCGUCGCGUCGCCGUUUGCGCCAGCGCCGAGGAGACCGUGCGGGGAGGAGAGAGAGCGAGAUAUGAGGCCGAGCUGAGGUCCAACCACCGCGUCGGAGACCUUUUCGUGUCGCCAGCGUCGCAAUCACCGUGAAACCCGUCGCCACCGCUGCUGUACCCGCGUCGUCAUUAUUCUCAUCCUGGAGUCGGUUGCCGUCACUUAUGGCAGAGCCAGAGAGAGAAAGAGAGAGCGAGCUCGGGAGCAGAGGAGAGAAAGGAGAGACCCGCGCCAGCCACCACUACUUCUACCGUUCGAAACCCUACUGCCGCCGCCGGGGAACAAACUGUUGUUGUCAGCCGCAGCUGCUUGUUAUUCUGAACUGCUGCACCGUUGUUGCCGCCGUUCUGGUCAUCGGGUGUGGCGUGGGUGAUCACCGGAACCACCAUCGGAGUUACCGUUAUUUCAAUUUAGUCGUUCGUCCUUCUUUGGCAUCAAGGUGCUACGUCGUCACCGGAGCUGCUGUUGCUCCGUUUUCUCGAUUAUUCGUAAGCCCAGUAAGAUUGAGCUAAGGCUGUGUUUAGAGGUUGUGGCUGCUGUGGGGACGGUCGGUAUUGAUGCUGUUGCUGUGGGAUAAGAAUAGAAAUGCAGUUUGUCGCGUAGUUGAAUCGCGAACGAGGUAGGGGUUUUUCUUAAAUUCUAUUUUAUAUUACAGAGUUGUUAUAAAUAGAUAUUGACACAGAAAGAUAUACUUUUGUGAUUAUAUUUGUCUUGUGAAUGUGAUGGUUUGUUAUACUGAAUUAUUGGUUGCUUGAUUGCUUGAGUGAAGUACGGUUGUUGAUAAGAAAUGGGUUUGAAAAGUUAUUUACUUAAUUAUUAUGAAAAGUGAUUUUUCUUGGUUUGGAGUUAAAGCAGUUUGAUUUUGAGUCGGUCUGAUUUUAUAAAUGAUUUAAUACUUGAGCUGGUUUGAUUUUAAAAAGAGUAUUAUUAUUGGAAUUGGUCUGAUUUGAGAAUAAUUUGAUAUUGGAGCUGAUUCAACUCUGGAAAAUGUUUGGAAUUUAGAAAUGGUUGAGAAAAGGUUUGAGAAAUGUUUGGGUGGGACCCGAAAAGGGUGGCAGUGUCCGAGUUUUAGAGGAGAUGCUGUCGAAAUUUUAUAAAAUUGAAA